AAAGCCCUUUAUAAAAUCCCAAUUUCAUAGAAACCCCACCACCACCACACACCCCAACAAAACAAAACAACAAUGGUCACCCUGCACCCUCUUCAAGUUCUCUCAGCAAAGUCACCAUCUUCAACCUUAAGCUCCAUGAAGAUCAAAACCCUUAUCCACACUCUCAUUAUCUCACACGUGUGCCGGAUCGUUCGAGCUCUCUCCAAAGCAAAAACCAUUGUUGUUCAGAUUCUUAAAGAAACCCAGCCGAUAAACUUCAUUUGCUCCACAAAGGAAACCAAGAGGAAGCACAGGCAAAGGAAGGUUUUUUUUGGGUCGUUUAGAUUGCAUUACAACUGGUGCUCUUCCCAUGUCUUGCCGGUGCAGGAACCGGUGGUCUUCGUUGAUGGGUUUCCUUCUGGUUCUCAUUUGUAUUAUGAUUCAACGUGGAAUUCAGUAAUUACAACUGAGGAAACUCCAGAGUCUCAGCUUUCUGGGUACCUUCAUUGGCUGGAAGAUCAGAAGGCUCAAGAUCUUAAGUCCAAGAAUGAUGAGGUUGAUGUGAAUGAGAUCGAUCGUUUAGCAGAUAUGUUCAUUGCGAGCUGCCAUGAAAAGUUCAAGCUGGAGAAGCAAGAGUCCUACAGGAGAUUCCAGGAGAUGAUGGCUAGAAGCAUGUGAAUGUGAUUUCUUUCUUUUUGGCUUUUCAUUCUUCUAUGUUAAUUAAUUGAGGGCUAAUUUUAUUUUAAUUUUCUUUGAAUUUUAUACUUUAUUUUGAGGUGAUGGGUCUAGAGAAUUGUACAUGAUGGGGGAUUUUACAGGGGGAGAUUACUGAGUAGAGAAGGUCAUUGUGCAAUUCUUAUCUUGAAAUGGGUUUGCAAUGGUAGAAUUGUGUUUUUUUCUCUUUUUUUUUUUUUAAAAAAAAAUCCCAAUUUUUUUUCCUAAUAAUUGAUUUACCUAAAUCAAACAAAAAUGCCAUUAAUAGUAUCUU
Molecule: messenger RNA, 967 nt
Organism: Manihot esculenta (cassava)
Lineage: Eukaryota; Viridiplantae; Streptophyta; Magnoliopsida; Malpighiales; Euphorbiaceae
Exons: 1
Coding region: 73-657 (194 amino acids)
Source: RefSeq, a predicted model, not a curated record